Leptopilina heterotoma is the source of this 6501-nucleotide messenger RNA. It is a transcript of the gene Eip93F, whose product is annotated as mushroom body large-type Kenyon cell-specific protein 1. Gene Ontology annotation, molecular function: DNA binding. The transcript is spliced from 11 exons. Lineage: Eukaryota; Metazoa; Arthropoda; Insecta; Hymenoptera; Figitidae. The record is from RefSeq and is a predicted model, not a curated record. Gene Ontology annotation, cellular component: nucleus. Gene Ontology annotation, biological process: regulation of transcription by RNA polymerase II. The coding region runs from base 2089 to 6012 and encodes 1307 amino acids.
CAAGCCGAACUGGCGGACGCGGAUGCAGUUACGGGAGCGCAGCGCGACCCAACGCAAGUCGUAAACGUAUUUCCAGCCGGAGUAACUGGCAGCGAGGCUGGCUGGCUGGCUAGCAAGUCUCUCUCCCUCCGAGUUGUGUGCGAUAAGUGUAGUGUGCGAAACAAAAGGAAAAAAAAUACAAAUUUUAACAUCCAAGAUAUAAACCAGGCGAUUGGAACACAGCGUAAAUUUUCAAGGGUACCUGCCUUCUUUAUAUGAUGGAAGGGCAAAUGUUAACAAAUAGUGCAAAAAACUGAUCGCUAAAGAAGUCAGUAGUGGACGGGAAUAAGUGAAGUGACAAAAAAAAAGAAGUUUUUAUUGCAAGUGGAAUAACCAUUUUUAAUACCCUGUGUGCUCAUACUGCCUCUCGGUCCUGUAUAGUUGUUCCGAGUACUAUCAAUUCCAAUCUUUUUAUAUCAGUGACCGGUUAACACUUGCCGGCAUCACGACACUGACAUAACUCAUUGUUGUUAGUGAUGAUAAUUGAUGGUCAUUUUCUUACAGGGGAAACAUUAUUGUGAAAGUGAAGAAAAGAGGAGGUGCUGGAGAACGGUAUUGGUAGCAUUGGUCUCUGCGCGGUUCUCCAGAUUUUCGUAUUAAUCACAUAGUGACCUUGGGGCAUGCAUUCGUGAUAGAGGGCGUGUGUUUGUUUUCACUUUGUUUUUUUCUUCUUUUUUGUGUGUGACUAAAUGAAGCUCCUUAGCUUCAUUUAAAAAAAAAUGUGUAAAGUGGAGCAAAAUUUUACAGUGCAAGAUGUAUUGAAAAAAUAAAGAAAAAGAGUGUGAAGAAAUUAUCAGAAGUCACAAUAAUCAUCACAUUGUUUGAAAAAUCAAAUUUUGCCGACAGGAACGUUCCUUGGGAUUCUCGAGCGACGGUGACGACAGUGAGUAGUCAAUGUUCCUUUCCAGCAAUUACAUACCUAGAGAAUCGCCUUGCUAGAAGAGAAGGAACGGAAGAAAAGGAGAGAACGAAAGGCGAAAGAUGGAGAGGGAGAGCUCGAUGUAUGCGUGCACAUGCAACUGUGUAUUGGUGAAAUUGGAUGUGUGAGUGCAUGUGCGUGUGUAAGUUUUUCGUUUAAGUGUGUGUGUGUCUGAUGGCAUAGGUGCGCGGGAGAGAAGAAGUAAGGACAACGAGCCAAGCCCACAACUGCCUUUCGACGCACACUCAAAAUGGCUAAAAAAAUCCAACAUCAAAUCCGAUCAACUAUAGCUCUUAUAGUUUUUUAAACUAGUUGACAAGUUCCCCCCCAAAAAAAACAGGAAUACUUUUCCACGUGUGUAGUCCGUUGAAAAUGCUGACAAUAAAUUUAUGCUGUUUUCUUCUUCAUUACCGUAAGGUGGGGCAACCUGCAAGCCGAAAAAUACUGAUUUGGUAAGAGUAUUUCUCUGUGAAGAGAGGUGCACGCCUUAGUACAAAGCGUUCCUUUACGGGAUACACGGGGCGAGUUGCGUCGCGAGAAGACGAGGAACAGUGUUAAAAACGGUUUGUUCGAGAAAGAGGGAAGAAAGCCUUUGGCGACAGAGAGCACUAACUACUCAGGGCGCAAGCGUGCACGUGUGUGCGUUACUGUGCGCUAACCCUGUCCCACUACCAGUGAGGACAAGCCGCCCCUACAUUAACCACCCCCACCAUUCUGCCAACAUCGUCUUUUCCCAUUCGUGUGCUCCUCUCUUCCCAACGUCAACGAAACGACGACAGACAUCACCCCUCCAAUUGCCUCCUAGCGCAAGUUACGUCACACGUGACGUCACACACACACAUAUGUGCGCACUUAUCCAAACUUCUGUCGAAUAUCCACUUUUACAUCGAAAAAUCACAUAAAUAUAGAAGGGAAGAAGGAAACUGCAAAAAAAAAACUUUUUCGUAAAACACGCAGUAUAUAUUGAGCCCUAAAGCGAGAGAGGAAAGACUGAAAAAAACCAGAGAGAAAGAGAGCGAGAGAGAGAGACGUAUAACAAGUCGUAUCCACGCGGGUAAACGAGACCAAGACCUUAUACAACACCUGAAGCCGGCCGACACAAACACACAUCCUAAGAUGUGAUUUCAAAAAUGGCGGAUUGCCCCUAUGCCCGCUGCAUACAGGAACGCAGACACAUACGAAGAGAACUGCUGCGAUGGACAAAGAAUAUGGUCUUCGUAGUUGGUUUGGAGCGGGUAGCAGAGGAGUUGAUGGGCCGUAGGAGAUGGAAGCAAUACCAGGACACCCUGUACACCGCGACUCGCAGCGAAUCGUCAACGACGACGCAGCAGCAACAAGCCCUUCAUCAAAGGCUUCAUCCAACUGUAACAACAGGUUGCAAUAUCGAUGCAGCGACAUUAAAUCAGGUGUCCCACCUGCGACCGCAGGUGUUGACAACUCCAAUCAAACAGGAGCUACAGGUUCCAAAAAACCUCUCGAAUCAUCAUUCCAUACAGGAGGAUCAAACGAACCAUCCAGAACAAGGGAACCAGAGGGAAUUGCAUCGUGUCAAGCGCGAAUUGGAUCCUACGGAAACGGGUGUCAACACCAACUCGGUCAAAAAACGAGUUUGUGGAGACGACGAAAACGGCAACAAAGAGGUCACAGAGGACGAGACGGAAAGGAGGCCCAAUCAAGAAAAAGAAAAAUCCUCCAAUCAUUUAAACGACGACGAUCGAACCUCCAGACAAGAGGAUCUGACCAAACCAAACGACACGGAAGGGACCAAGGAGCAGAUAGAAGGGGUGGCUUUGGAGAGAAUACAGGUGACACAGGGUUUGUUGAGGGUAAAAAAGGAAGACGAGCUACAAGAUCCAGGAGUUCAUGGAAAUUCGACAUCCGUGACAAACAAUUUAGCAUCACUGACCAAGAGGACGGAACCAAGUCCAGAGAGCGUGUUUCUUGGAAAUCGAAGAGCGAGUCCACCUCCAGAAGAUUGGAAGCCAUUAGACAAGUGUUACUUCUGUCUCGAUGGCAAGCUGCCACACGACGAUCAAGCUCCCCUUAGUCCUCAAAGUGACAGCAGUAGUAGUUCUCGAUCAGCUGAGUCACCGAUGUCAGUUCAGGUCGAUCCUAUGGCGGCAUCAGUGGUAGCAGCAGCUCUUGGCACGUAUCCAACAUUACUGCCACAAUGGUGUCUACCACCAAGAGAGGCACCUCACAUCAACAUGCAAGCACAUCAGGAUAAUACGUCAGGAGUCGAUCAGCCUCUCGAUCUCUCGGCCAAGCCCAAAAGUUCUCAGAAGAAUCAUCGUCGUUUUCAGGAGAACAAUUUAUCUUUGUUGGAACAAAAAAUACCUCUACGAAUGCCAGCGGGUCUUGAUCCCAAAACGUUAUUCAACUCGUGUUAUCGUGCGAAACCAAGGUUGACAGGUACAACAGGUGCAGGAGGUGUCUCAACAGUGGGUGCUGGCGGUGGAAGAAGAACAUACACCGAGGAGGAGUUACAAGCAGCCCUGAGGGAUAUACAGAGUGGAAAACUAGGGACCCGUAGGGCAGCUGUGAUCUAUGGAAUACCGAGGAGUACUCUGCGCAACAAGGUCUACAAACUUGCGAUGGAACGCGAAAGAGACGCGUCCCUGUCAAACACCAUUUCACACUCUCAUGAGUCUGGCGUUCCAGCUACAAUCACAAUUACCACCACCACAACAACAACUACAACAUCAAAUUCAACCCAAAAUGCCUCUACAACCACCCCGCCUUCACAAGUGGAUGAGCCGGAUGAAAAGGAGCUUUCGGGGGCCGAGGAGGAAAAGGAAGUGGAAAAGGCACUGCUGAAACCUUUGCUUUCUAUUGAGGACCUGGUCAGAUUUUCAUCACUUGAAGGAAGCGGAGGAGAUUCUUUGAGAACUCUUCUGCAAAGAGGACAGGAAGCAGGAACUGAGUGGCCUGGUUUCGAGCACGCAAAUAUUGGUCCAUACAUCCAGAAGAUGUUAGCUGCUGCUACACCCUUCAAAGGACUUGAAUCGCAGGAUUACAGGAUUCCGGAAGUGAUGAGGAGGCUCAUGAGUGAGGACAAGAGGCUGAGUAAAGAUGUAAAUGGUGAUCAUUCCGGUCAUCAUCAACAACAAAAUCAUUCUCAACAGCAAAGCGAUCCAAUAACAAAUGAUGAUUUUAAUCCAAGUAUCGAAGAAGAAGCAAAUGAUAGCGCUCAGGGCAGAGCCAUAUUAAAAAUUCCGUCCUACAAACCGGCCAAUGCGCCGGGUUCUAGCAAGAAUGGCGAACCAAACUCAGCUGCGUUUGUUCAGGGCUUCGCAGCAGCUGCUGCAGGAAGUGGUGGCGUUGCUGGAAGUCCCGGAUUGAUAGAGCGUGCGAGUCCAGCAUUUUCCGGGACCAGUAGCCCUACGAAUUCAUUGGUUGGCAAAGGCGUCGGUGUCAACUUUCGAGACGUAAUUGCAAAAAGUAUAAGCGUUAAAUUCCAAGAGGGUCAGUCACCUGGAGGAAUCGCGGGUCAAGGUGGAUUAGUCCAGUCACCUCAUUCAAUGAUUAAUGAGUCUAAUCCUUUCAAACGGGGUCGAUACACUCCACCUCAGCAACCUCAAUCACAGCAGCAGCAGCAAAAAUCUCAGUCGCAAGAUAACAAGGCGAAACCUGGAACUGGAGGCAAAGGUACAAGACCGAAACGUGGCAAGUAUCGAAACUACGAUAGAGAUAGUCUUGUCGAAGCUGUACGCGCCGUGCAGAGGGGUGAAAUGAGUGUUCAUCGAGCUGGGAGCUACUAUGGGGUUCCUCAUUCUACUCUCGAGUACAAAGUCAAGGAGAGGCAUCUUAUGAGGCCACGAAAGAGGGACCAAAAGCAACCGGAGGAUAAAGCAAAGGAAACGACAACAGCAACAACAACAGUAACGGCAGCGAUGAGGCCUGGAACAACAGACAAAAAACCGCCUCUGAAACCUCAGAAACCGUUCACACAACCAGGAGGAAUGCCAAGUCCAAACGGCAUAAAGAUGCCAUUUAUGGAAGGCAUGCCUCCGAUUCCGUUCCCUCAUCCGUAUAACUUCUGGGGGACAACGCCAUUUAUGCCAUCGCCUUUUAUGGGUGGAGGACCCAACGUUCCGGGAAUACUUUCUGAGCAGUAUUUUGCUACCCAAAGAAUGCGUGGACUUCAAGAGCAACAGCGUAAUGCAAUAGCCCAACAGCAGAGGGAUAGAGAAGGAAUUAGUCCAUCAGCGGAGCCAGGAACGUCCAACUCGAGGGGUGGUUCAUCAUCCAUCGUGAAAUCAACGAGAGAAAUGGCCGAAAGCCUAUACGAUGGUACAGGGGCAAACGGCAGUUUUCUGGAUAAUCUGAUCAGAUCGAGUCUUGAGACGGGUAUUCCAAGGGACCAAAGGGCAAUGGCCGAAGCUAGAAGUCAGCAGCAACAGCAAACAGCUUCGCAGCAUCACCCAGAGGCUCUCAGUAGUAAAUCGCUAAUCGAUCAACUCUGCAGAAAUUCGAGGCGAACGCCCCUGCCGAGGGUGACGCAAGACAGCAGCGAGGACGAGAGCUACAGAAGUUCGAGCGGCAGGUCGAUACCCGAUCGGCCUGAACGCGUGCCAACUGUCGAUUUGAGUCCAUCACCUUCCGAGCGAGGGCGACCUGAUGACGGCAGCGAUCAUCUUACCUCGCCACCGACACCUCUACCAGUUUCCAGGGCGAGCAGCAAAGACGACGAUCGUGAAUCGAAAAUCGAUCGAAGCAGUAGGGAACGCGAGAUCCACAACGGGGGACAUGAAGACCGGGACAAAAAGCAAUCGCAGCAACAAUCGCUGAAUCACUACCCGGAACUACACAAUCUCUAUUCCGUUUCAACUGAUAAAAAAAGUGCCUGUGAUAGUAAGCUUAUAGUAGAUCAUUCGAGCCAGAAAACUCAGCAACAACAGCAGCAGGAGUGCGCGGCCGUUAGUGGGCUGGUGGUGCAAUUGCAGAGGGGAUACAACUCCGGCACCAACAGGUCGAGUGAUCAACCUCUCAAUAACCAGCCACAGGAGCAACGCGGCUCAGCGGUGCUCAUGGAAGACUCUGUAGAGCAGUAGAUGUCAGUAUCUUCUCGUGAAGUGUACAGUAACCACAACAGUAACUACAAAAAAACCAGUAAAGUAAAUUUUCGAAGCCCCUGCCCUUAACCUCCAUAGGUUCGUUAAUCACUUGACGAACACCAAACGAGGAUUCUAUCUAUCUAUCUGACUGAAUAUUAAUUCCUUCUUUCCGACGAGACUGCAAGUUUGAUGAUAAGUGCUCUGAUCACUGGCCAGUAUCAGCAGUAAGAUAGACUUGCAGAAUCCUCGUCAACAUGUGAUGCACUUAACUCGUUUCUUCACUUUCCUGAAAAACUUGAGCUUUUCUUCUAUUUCUUACCAUUUUCCCCACUAUCACUUUCUACACUUUCAUAGAAAUAGAUUCAAAAUUUUUUUCAAUUAAACUGAAGUAUUUAACAACGAGAGAAAUAAUCAAAAAGUUUUCCUCUUUUAUUAUAAUUAUUUCUUCUUUCAAUAAUUGAGCCCCUGAUACUACGCGCGGUCCGG